AACGCUCUUUCUCACUCUCGCCACAGUGUCUGCAGCCACACGACAUCGACUCUCUUUUCAGACGCCUUGCAGCCCAGAGCAUCACCAUGCACAUCAGAACUCUGCUGCUCUUCUCUGUCCUGGUCAGCGUGGCUCUCGCACAGAUUGCAGGGUUUGGCAAGUCACGUUGCCUUUGUCGUCGUGUCCGGGACAAAUCUGGACCCCCCAAAAACAUCCUGGACAUUCAGAUUUACCCCCCAUCCCCCUCCUGUGACACCAUGGAGGUUGUGGUCAGCCUGAAGAAUGGGCUGCAGUACUGUUUGGAUCCACGCCUGCAGAAGGUGCAAGAUAUCAUCUCCACCCUGAAGAGCGUGAGGGCCCAGCUCAAGGAGACCAGCACUCCUGAGCCGUAGGCUGGCCGUCUCUGUGCUGCCAACGAAUUCUGCGUGUCCAUUCUUGGAUCUGCAUCCAAACAGCCUUGUGAAAUGUAUUCAAGACAAAACUUCACCAGCUAUGAAUCGCUAUUUCAAUGCACUUUUUAAUUAUUAUUAUAAUUUUUUUUUUUUACAUAUUUCUCUAUUUUUUACUUUAUGUUGCCUUAAUAGUAGUCCCUUUAUAUUCUAGGUUGUGUCAUACUUUGACCUGAAUACAUAUAUACGUAGAUGAUAACCAUGUUAUUGAAUCAACGACUGCAUGUAAACUCUUCUUAAAUGGCAGCUGAGAUUGUUCAACAAUAAAAAUGUAAUAAAUAAAACUUUUUAAGUAAA
This is a messenger RNA of Paramormyrops kingsleyae, 746 nucleotides long. Its product is annotated as interleukin-8-like. Gene Ontology annotation, molecular function: chemokine activity. The record is from RefSeq and is a predicted model, not a curated record. Gene Ontology annotation, cellular component: extracellular region. NCBI's taxonomy places the organism in Eukaryota, Metazoa, Chordata, Actinopteri, Osteoglossiformes, Mormyridae. Gene Ontology annotation, biological process: chemotaxis; immune response; defense response.